UGGGGCAAGUUAUAAUUUGGAGUGUGCAAUGAUGAUGGACAAGUUGGUUUCCUUGUUCGACGAGUACCAAGCUGAGUCUUCUUUGAUGAAAGCAAAUGAUGAAGCUAGGAAUGCUGCCAUGUCAAACAAUCAGCAAAGUGAGUCGGAUUCUCUCAUGAUGGAUUUUGACAACUUCUCCACUAAGAUGCCUACUAAGGCAUUGAAAUCUGAACUUGAGAGUUAUUUGGAGGAGCAGCUCAUGCCUCGGUCAACUGAUUUAAAUGUGUUGGAGUUUUGGAGAACUCACGAGGCACGAUAUCCUACACUUGCUCGGAUGGCCAGGGAUAUCUUGGCUAUCCCAAUCUCAAUAGUGGCAUCUGAAUCUGCUUUUAGCACUGGUGGUAGGGUGCUUGAUGCUUAUAGAAGCUCUUUAUUGCCUUCUGUUGUGGAGGCAAUUAUAUGUCUUCGUGACUGGGUGUUUGGACAAGUAAAAAUGGAGCCUCAAUUGGAGGAGCUAUGUGGAGCCAUCAUGAAGAUGAAGGUGGAAGAACAAGUUGACGCGGUCGUGAAUGUUGAUGACCCAUCCUCACCCAUAGUUGCUUCACCAGGAACACAAGAUUCCAACAAAGUGUGAUGAAUUAACAAUUUAUUAAUGCGUUGUAACCUAUUUGAAUUUUAGUUUUACGUUGGAUUUGGUAUGUAUUAAACUUUAAUUUCAUAUUUGGUGAUGUAUUAAGCCUUAUAACUUUUGACAGGGCAUUAAUUAAUGGCAAAUAUUGCCAGUUUAAGACUUA
This is a messenger RNA of Spinacia oleracea (spinach), 773 nucleotides long. Its product is annotated as zinc finger BED domain-containing protein RICESLEEPER 2. The coding region runs from base 29 to 613 and encodes 194 amino acids. The transcript has 3 exons. Lineage: Eukaryota; Viridiplantae; Streptophyta; Magnoliopsida; Caryophyllales; Amaranthaceae. Gene Ontology annotation, molecular function: protein dimerization activity. The record is from RefSeq and is a predicted model, not a curated record.